UACGCUGUGCUCUCGUAUACGGCGGGUGAGUGGUGAUUUGCGUACAGUAAAUUGUUCUGCGACGUUUCUAGCGUUUGUUAAUCAGUGCAUCGUCGAUUCUUAGUAGAAGAUCAGGGCGAGAAGGAAUCGUUACGAGAGGAAUUCAAAGAGACGUUCACCGUGCAGGAGUCUUAAAAAGGCCAGCCGAGGAAGAAAGAUGAGGAAGGGGAUGCUGGUGCCCGCACUGCUGGGCGUCUUGAUGGUCUACCGGGCCCAGGCGGUGUCGGAGAGGCUCGAGUUGGCACCCGCUGGAGGAAGAUCAGAGCCGCAAGUUGCCAUAUUAUGCGAAGCCGGAGAGGUUUAUCUCGCACAGCACAUGGGCGAACAAGGUCGUUGGGUCUCCUCGGCAGACAAGAAGAGCUGCAUGAGGGACAAACUGGAGAUUCUCGAAUUCUGCAAGAAGGCAUAUCCAAAGAGAGACAUUACGAACAUCGUAGAAUCGUCGCACUACGUGAGGGUUAAUGGAUGGUGCAAACCUGGCCGAACCAAGUGUAAAUUAUCGCGUUGGGUCAAACCGUACAGAUGUCUCGAGGGGCCUUUCCAAAGCGACGCGUUGCUCGUGCCGGAAGGAUGCCUGUUCGAUCACCUUCACAAUCAAACGAAAUGUUGGGAAUCUCACAGAUGGAACGCGACCGCAGCAGACACUUGCAGAGAGCGAAACAUGAAUCUGAGAAGCUUCGCGAUGCUUCUUCCUUGCGGAAUAUCUCUGUUUUCCGGCGUCGAAUUCGUGUGCUGCCCGAAACACCUGAAAGAAAACAUGAAAGCCAAGAAACCAAUUGACUUACCGAUUCUGAAGAACGUGGAUGAAGAUUUGGACGAAGGCGACGAUGACCUUGACGACGAGGAUGACCUGGACGCCGAUGCUGAAGACGAGGACGACUCGGAGGCUGACCCUGAGGAUGUACUUAGCGAUCAACCGGAUGACGACGAAAGCGACGAAGAAUAUCUCGACGAUUACGACACUACGACAAAUCGAUUGUCAACUACCGUUUCAACUACGGAGAAAACGAAACAGGACGUAACUGCGAUGCCGUUGCCAGUUAGCACCAGCACACAACAAUCUCCGCAAUCGCAAAGUGUAGUCGCUCUUCGUACACCUGAUCCGUAUCUUACUCACUUUGAUCCACGCUCCGAGCACCAGAGCUACAAACAAGCACAAAUGAGGCUCGAAGAGGUGCACAAGGAGAAAGUGACAAAAGUGAUGAAGGAUUGGAGUGACCUCGAGGAAAAGUAUCAGGAUAUUCGCGCCCACGACCCGGUUGCCGCUGAUGCUUUCAAACGAUGGAUGACCGCGCGAUUCCAGGAAACUGUUGCAGCUCUGGAGGAGAGCGGUGCCGCGGAGAAGCAUCAGUUGAGCGCUAUGCAUCAACAAAGAGUGCAAGAAGCUGUUAAACAAAGAAACGAGGAAGCGAUGUCUUGUUAUACUGCUGCUCUAAACGAGACACCGCCAAAUAUGCAUCGGAUUCAAAAGUGUCUACAGAAACUUCUUCGAGCUCUUCAUAAAGAUAGGCAUCAUACUAUUGCUCAUUAUAAACAUCUGUUGGACAGCAGCUUGGAACAAGCGCAACGCGAAAAACCUGCAACGUUGGAACAUUUGGCGGAAAUCGAUCGAAUCACCAAUCAAAGUCUAUUGAUGCUAGAACGGUAUCCUGAUUUAAGCGCAAAAAUUGGCGGCCUUAUGGAUGAUUACGUUUUGGCCCUCAGGAGCAAAGAUGAGACUCCUGGACUGCUGUUAGCGAUGACACGAGAAGCGGAAGCAGCCAUUUUAGAUAAAUAUCAGGCUGACGUCACCAGUAAACAGCAAGAGAAAGAACAUCAGAAGCAACUCGAACGUGCGCGCAAAGAACAACGCAAAGCUGAACGUGGCGAAUUACGAACUGAACAAGCGCAACAAGAAGAAAAUGAUUCGAUCAACGACAACAAGGAUGUUCAACAACAAUCGGAGCAACCUUCGGCAGUAGCAGCUAUGCACAGCGAAGGACUUGUUAGGGCAGCUCAUAGCAUGACGCAUGAUAUGUCCCAUCCUGAACCGGGUUACUCAAUAAGAAGAGGAGAAGUUUAUCACAGAGAAAGUCGAUCCGUUUACUUUACACUUGCGUUUGCUGGAAUUGCACUUAUGGCUGCUGCGGUGGUAGGCGUAGCAGUGUUCAAAAGACGCAGCGCAAGAAGCCCUCAUAGUCAGGGUUUCAUCGAAGUUGAUCAAGCGGCUACACCAGAGGAGCGGCAUGUCGCAAAUAUGCAGAUUAAUGGAUAUGAAAAUCCUACAUACAAAUACUUCGAGGUUAAAGAAUAAUUAAUCACCUCGGUCUAUGAACAGUUUUAUUUCAAACUGAUCUUUAACAAUUAUCUCCAUUCUCGCGCAUAUGUUCUUUAAGAAUCUCAUAGUAUUUUGUUAGUGUAAGUAAUCAGACUAUCAGGUUCGAGGUUCUUCCGAAGAUUCCAAAGGAAACAAUUGAGA
Molecule: messenger RNA, 2497 nt
Organism: Habropoda laboriosa
Lineage: Eukaryota; Metazoa; Arthropoda; Insecta; Hymenoptera; Apidae
Gene: Appl
Product: beta-amyloid-like protein
Exons: 15
Coding region: 197-2332 (711 amino acids)
Biological process (GO): central nervous system development; axonogenesis
Cellular component (GO): membrane; neuron projection; neuronal cell body
Molecular function (GO): transition metal ion binding; heparin binding
Source: RefSeq, a predicted model, not a curated record